UUAGGCUGAUUAUUAUUUUUCCUUCUUUCAAUCAAAUUGACUGUAACCCCGUGGUCGGCCUGGUAGUUUAUCCAGCCAGAAGUUACUAGUAUGGUAUUAGGAACAUGUUUGUCCUGCUGAUGCUGUGCCAUUCAAGUUCUUGAUAAUCAGCCUCCUCACUGCUUACACUACUUUACUUUUAACACACUAUCAUGGAUGUGAAUGACCAUCAAUAUUGUCUUGCAGAGCUAUAGAUAUGUUUUUUACUUUUCCAGAAACAAAAUCUCAGCCUCCUAACGACCUAGCAAGACAUGGCAUCACUGCUGUUGGAAGCUCAUUUUUGGACUCACAGUGAAGAUGUUAUCAUCCAUCCUGAUGAUGUUGGUGCAUACAAGUUCCACGAGCGGGCCGAGAGCUCUGCUCUGGUGGCCGCCCACCAGCGGGUAAAGGAGCUUUACGCCGACAGCCGCGGCAUCGCCAGCCGACUCACCAAUAAGCGGCGCGUCCGCCACCGCGAUACAUUCAAACAGCUCGAGGAGCUGCUGGACCAACAGAAGCUGUGCUACCAGAGCUGGCACCAUCUGAACCUGCUGCUGCUGCUGUUUGACUCGGGAACGCUGGUCACGCUGUGGAUUAACUUCCAGACUGGGAACGUGGACAAACUGAUCAUCGACAAGACGCUGGUCGGCAAAAUGGGCUCCGACCAGGUGGUCAGCGCGGCGCUGACGGAACAGCACCUCCUGGUCACGCACCCGGAGAACCGAGUCACGCUGGUCACCCUGAGCCGGCCGGUGGUGUGGGAGCAGUGGGGUCGGCUGGCCGCCCUGGAGCCGCGCACGGCCGUCUGGGAGCUGCCCGGCCCGUCCACUAGACGGACGGAGCGCCGGCUCAGUCUGCCGCCCGCCGCCGGAGGCCAGCAGAGCGCGCCGGUGGUGGCCGUCUGGUGGAGCGCCUCCGUGGGCGAGAUCCAGCCGUGGACGCCGUCGGGCCGCGACCAGGACCGAGCCAACGUGCUGGUGUACCGACUGGGCAGUGGCGGCGGCGGCCAGCCGGCCGGCGGGCCCGGCUCCGCCGCCGAGCCGCCCCCACCCGCGGGCUGGCCGGACGGACCGCGACUGGAGCUGCUCAGCUACUGUAAGACGCACCACGACCCGCUGCUGGUUCAGUUCAGUCUGCUGCGGCCCGACACACUGUAUACCGUGGAACAGAGCGUCACUAGCACGGGUGAGGUGCUGGUGGAACAUGGCACCUAUGACGUCACCUCAGCCGUCUGCCAGCAGCUGUCUGCCAUCACCAUACCGCUGACGUCAGAGGUGCUGUGCGCGGCCAUCUCGCCCGACGAGCGCCGCCUGCUGCUGGGCUGUGCGGACGGGUCGCUGCUGCUGCACAACUGCGCCAGACAGAUGACACACAUGGUCAAAAUACAGAUGACGCCGCGCCGGGCCGCCUGGCACCCGCACAGCACGCUGGCGUUUGUCAGCAGCGAGACGGGCCAGCUGCGCUGCUACGACCUGGCUCUGAAUCCGCUGCAGCUGCAGCUGGCGGGCGGCGGCGCCGGGCGCGGGGGCACCGCGGCGCAGGCGGCGCCGGCCGCAGGGCUGGGACUCGGACAGUACUUCAGGUUCAAGCCGCGGGUGAGCCGGCUGCUCUCCUGUCCAGAGGUGAUGUCCCAGGAGGGACACGUGCUCCAGUCGCUGCUGGUCACGUUCGUCAACGGCCCGCUGGCGCUGCUCUGUAUCCAGGCCAGCCGCCCCAACAAGGGCCGCGUCUACCCCAGUGACGUCAUCGCCGAGUUUGUGACGGCCGGCCGGCUGGACGCCGCUAUCAACCUGCUGACCUCGCUCAACUGGGAACAGCAGGGAGACGAGGCGCUGGCCGGACUCUACAUGGUGACCGGGUACCUGCUGAAACGGCCGCUCACUCCGGCAGCCGAGGCCCAGUUGGAGGCGGCGCUGGGCAGCUACCUGGCGCCGGUGCGGCCCCUCUCCGAGCCCGUACAGAACAUGUACGGAGACCGGGUGAGGAACAUCACACGGAGAUUCUUCCAUCACCUCAUCAGACACCGCUGUCUGGAGAAGGCCUACCGCUUGGCGCUGGAUCUGCGCGACCACGACCUGUUCAUGGACCUGCACCGGGCCGCGCUCAGACACGACCAGAGGCACCUGGCCGCCGCCGCGCUCGAGAAGGCCGAACAGAUCGACGAGGAGGCCUCGGUCACUUCAGGCUCCGAGAGCGGCGACUCCACCUCGUGUUCAUCCGACUGCAGCUCCUCGUGGCACAGCGGUCCGGAGGGGGACCGCGGACCGGACCACGGACCGGACCACGGGGACCAGAAGGACCACAGAGACCGCGAGGGCCGCGGGGACAGUGAGCUGGAGGAGGAGGAGGGUCCCGAUGAUCUGCUGGUGGAGGGAGACGGAGACGGGGCGCUGGCGGCUCAGAUGCGGGCGGCGCGUCUGCUGCAGCCGGUGCUGGGCCGGCCGCCGCUCCCGCGGCUCACCCGCGCUGCGCCGGCCGCCGCCGAGACGGGCCGCCGCUCUCCGGGCGAGGAGCCGGCGCCCGUGCCGCCGCCGCUGCCGCCGCGGCCCUCCUGGGCGCGCCAGCCCAGCCGGGAGUCGGACGGGCCGCCGCAGCUGCCGCCGCGGCCGCCCGGCCUGACGGCGCACGGUCCGCCGGCCCGGUGGGCGGGCCCGCCGCCGCAGCGGCUGGUACUGGCACCGCCGCAGCCCCUGCCGCGCACCAAGCCACCAGUGCCGGACGACGAUGCAGCUUUUGUGAUCCACUUUGUCUGACCUGGCUGAGGUCUGGACGUCGGGUCAACAGCGGUCUGGGCGUGUACCGAACUGAUACCGUGUUUCCCAGUGCUGGGACCAAGUGUUGUGUUAUUGGGCUCAAAGCCGUUGAGAGGCAUGCGAGGCGACCGUUUUGACGGUCGGCCUAUCGUGAUUCAAACCGUUACUGUGAUACGUAUUCCGUCCAUUUUUGCUUAGGUGACUGGUGGUGUUAGCUGCUUACGUUGGUACCGCUAGGGUGCCAACUCAAACUGCCUGAUCUCGUGAUGCCAUUGAACUGUGCGGGUUGGGGCGAAUGCAAUAAACGCUGUGCCAAACACUUA
This is a messenger RNA of Amphibalanus amphitrite, 3094 nucleotides long. Its product is annotated as WD repeat-containing and planar cell polarity effector protein fritz homolog. Bases 291 to 2771 code for a protein of 826 amino acids. Gene Ontology annotation, cellular component: axonemal basal plate. The record is from RefSeq and is a predicted model, not a curated record. Lineage: Eukaryota; Metazoa; Arthropoda; Thecostraca; Balanomorpha; Balanidae. Gene Ontology annotation, biological process: cilium organization; establishment of protein localization; nervous system development. The transcript has 16 exons. Gene Ontology annotation, molecular function: protein binding.